Hippocampus comes (tiger tail seahorse) is the source of this 2295-nucleotide messenger RNA. Its product is annotated as creatine kinase U-type, mitochondrial-like. NCBI's taxonomy places the organism in Eukaryota, Metazoa, Chordata, Actinopteri, Syngnathiformes, Syngnathidae. The transcript is spliced from 9 exons. Gene Ontology annotation, molecular function: creatine kinase activity. The record is from RefSeq and is a predicted model, not a curated record. The coding region runs from base 145 to 1392 and encodes 415 amino acids. Gene Ontology annotation, biological process: phosphocreatine biosynthetic process. Gene Ontology annotation, cellular component: mitochondrion.
UUUCUUCUCUCCUACUUUGCGCCGUUCCUUCACAGGCUCCAUCAGUACCACAUCCACCUGCCCUUUUCGUCCCUUCUCCUCCUCCUCGUCCGUCGGUGUGUUGACGACUCAACUCGAAGUUGAUCGAUCCCGUCAAUUGGAAAGAUGGCCAGCAGCUUCUCCAGGGUUCUGUCCUCCAAACGCAACGUGGGGAUCCUGUCGGUGGUCGGCGGCUCUCUGACGGCCGGAUUUCUACUGCACCGGCAGCACGUCAACGCAGGAGCACCCGGGCGCAGGCUCUACCCCGCCAGCGCGGAGUACCCCGACCUGCGCAAACACAACAACUGCAUGGCCAGCCACCUGACGCCCGCCAUCUACGCCAAGCUGUGCGAUAAGGCCACGCCCAGCGGCUACACGCUGGACCAGGCCAUCCAGACGGGCGUGGACAACCCCGGGCACCCCUUCAUCAAGACGGUCGGCAUGGUGGCCGGAGACGAGGAGUCCUACCAGGUGUUUGCCGACUUGCUGGACCCCGUCAUAAAAGAGAGGCACAACGGCUACGAUCCCCAAACCAUGAAGCACCCCACCGACCUGGACGCCAGCAAGCUCCAGUCGGGCCACUUUGACGAGCGCUACGUUCUGUCGUCCCGGGUGAGGACGGGCCGCAGCAUCCGGGGGCUGAGCCUGCCGCCCGCCUGCACGCGAGCCGAGCGCAGGGAGGUGGAGCGCGUGGUGGUGGACGCCCUCGCCGGCCUCAAGGGCGAUCUGGCCGGGAGGUACUACAGCCUGAGCCAGAUGACGGAUCAGGAGCAGCAGCAACUCAUCGAUGACCACUUCCUGUUUGACAAGCCGGUGUCCCCUCUGCUGACGUGUGCGGGAAUGGCACGCGACUGGCCUGACGCCCGUGGUAUUUGGCACAACAACGACAAGACUUUCCUGAUUUGGGUCAACGAGGAGGAUCACACCAGGGUUAUCUCCAUGGAGAAGGGAGGCAACAUGAAGCGAGUCUUUGACAGGUUCUGCAGAGGCCUCAAGGAGGUGGAGCAUCUGAUCCACGAGCGAGGCUGGGAGUUCAUGUGGAACGAGAGGCUGGGUUACAUCCUCACCUGCCCCUCCAACCUGGGCACUGGACUGCGGGCGGGGGUCCACGUCAAACUGCCCCUGCUGAGCAAGGACCCUCGCUUCAGUAAGAUCCUGGACAAUCUGCGUCUUCAGAAGAGAGGGACGGGCGGCGUGGACACCGCCGCCGUGGGGGGAACCUUUGACAUCUCCAACCUGGACCGUCUGGGACAGUCCGAGGUCCAGUUGGUGCAGACGGUGGUGGACGGCGUCAACUACCUGGUGGAAUGCGAGAAGAGACUGGAGAAAGGCCAGGACAUCAAGGUGCCCUCGCCCAUCAAGCAGUUCAAGUAGAAGCCCACUCGAGGCCCGCCCCUCCCGACUCACGGCUGACCUCCUGGGACCCCAGACAGACAAGAAAUAACAAUGUCAGUGUUUCAUUUCAUUCUCCUUCAUAGCCGAUAUAACCCCAACCGCCUCUGUUAUGAUAUAAGCAUCAUAUUUAAUCCUCCUGAGUAGGGUCUCAAAGGGGUGAAAAUUUUCCGCGGGGAAGUUAAGUUGGAGGGUUGGAAAUAUGCGCAAAUGUAAGUGUUUGUAUUCUUUGUCAUUAGAAGACGUUUUGCCUUUUGUCUCUCAUACAAUCGACGUGACAAGAAAAAGGGUCCACCUCCGAGUCUUUAUCUUCUUCUCAAAACCUGUGCAGAUCUCUUAUUCCAAGUCACACAAUGCCGACAUCUACAGGGAUGGGUUCAUCACAUUACAAACCUGAAUUUUACAAAUAUCGAAUGGGUUGGAUUCCAGCUGACAAAUAUAAACGGCCACUAGAAAUGUUUAAAUUCUUGGUUUAUUCCCAGGGAAAUUUUCCAACUUGGAAUUUUGCAACCCUACUCCCGACACUCUGGAGCCACAGAAAACACCGCGCUGGGCUUCAGUGGUAUUCAUUUUAAUGUAAUAAGUGGAAGCCAAAAAGUCCACCGGCAGCAUGCGAAAAGUGAAAGAUGGCAGCUGCAAACACUCUCUGACCACUGAAUCCGGCGCGGAUUUGUUUUGGUUCUGCCGCCGUUGCCCACUGCAUGCCACCCCGCGCUGACCCCAACUCAUGACAUGGUGCUCAUGCUACUCAUCACUCAAAGUGUAUUUGAAUGUCAAAAGCCGGUCGCUGUACUGUGAGCCUUUGAAGCGAGAUCUUGAGCUGCUCAUCGCUGAAUGUCACACGCGUGUCUUUUAUUAAACAAAUCGUCCAUUUAGCAGAAAAGA